Zea mays is the source of this 3072-nucleotide messenger RNA. RefSeq lists its product as uncharacterized. NCBI's taxonomy places the organism in Eukaryota, Viridiplantae, Streptophyta, Magnoliopsida, Poales, Poaceae. The record is from RefSeq and is a predicted model, not a curated record. Bases 2562 to 2897 code for a protein of 111 amino acids. The transcript has 4 exons.
UGAAGGCCACGGAGGAAUGGAUCGGAGAACUGAAGUCUAGGAAGAAUUGGCCAAAGCUGCUGGUUGUAACGACGGUGAGGAUGGUGAUGAAAGUGUCCAAUAUACAGUGCAUUUUCAAACUUUAUUUCAAUAAAGUGCUAGGCUGCGAAAGGGCCUCUGUCAUGUGUUAUCUGUACUCCAAUUUUUGUGCACGCCUAAUGCUCUGUAAACCACCAGUCUCUGGUUCUGCCUUGGAGGCGUAUGAAGCUAUAAUGACUAGGCACUAAUUGCUCGUUCCUUUUUUAAAACAGCCUGCUUUUGAACUGGUUAAUGUAAUUGUGGUUUCUCGCUCGCUCGGCAUAUGAAAUACAUUUCAGAUUGUGCAGACUGAUUAUAUGUUGCUAAGUGCAGGACAUAUGAGAAUUUUUUUGUGGGUGAAAUGGUGCCUUUUGGACCUAUAGCGCUGAGUCCAUCCUCUGGAGUCCUAAAUUAUGGAGAGAUUAGUAGAAUGACUAUUAAUCAUGGUACAACACUGUCCUCGAUGUGGUUAUGAUCUUCUAAUGUAAUGGCACUAACUUCUUAUCAGGAAAACAUCGAAAACAAUUUGGAAACAAUUUAUUUGGACAGGGAGAACCUGGGUGGGUUUUCGGAUUGUGCAAACUGAUUAUAUGUUGCUAAGUGCAGGGCAUUUGGGAAUUUUUCUGAGGGUGAAAUGGUGCCUUUUGGACCCUAAAUUAUGGAGAGAUUAGUAGGAUGUACGGACACUUUGUUUCAAUUAUGUGGUAAAUCAGAUUAGCUGAAAUAGAGUACUUUUAAAGGCAUAAAUACUCCUAUUUCUGUACUUGAGAUCACAUUUAUCCUAAUAUAGGUUGCCAUUCAUGAUAUUUCUAGGUUGCACAUAUGUUCCAAGCGCUAGGACUGAAAGGAUGCCACUUGCUAUUUUGCUGAAUUAUAACCUAUGCUUAAUCUAGAUGAUUCUUCAUUAAGUGAACAGGUAGCUGACCCACAUUCUUGCUGAAUUAUAACCUAUGCUUAAUCUUGGAUCCAAUCAACAAACAAAUAAGUGCCACAAGCAAACCCACCCUGAGAAUAACAGCAGUGCUUUUCUUUGGUUCCACAUUCUUGGUUUCCAAUGCAUGUUUCUCUUCUUUUGAUAUACCGUUUUCUUUUACCGACGCACCUCUAUCUUUAUAUGUGUCCAAAGUUCCAAAAUGAAAUGAUUUAGUGCUUGCACUGAAAAAGGAACAUUCUGUAUGCUAAUUCUCUGAAAUGUGUAUGGCUGAAAUCGAUAUAUUUGCAACAUACGAAUGACCUUUUUUAACAAUUUGAUGGAGCAGAAUGGAGGAUAAUCUACCAGUUAAUGUCCAGGAAUAUCAAGAACUUGCUAAGAAAUUAAUUCUAAAAAAGUCAUUACACGAUAAGAAAAAUAAUGUGCAAGCUACUGAAUUUACAAUCAAGCAAGGGUGGUUGCAUACUGGUGAUAUUGGAUACUUUGAUGAGGGAGGUCAGCUUUUCGUAGUUGAUAGACUUAAAGAACUUAUUAAGUACAAAGGUUUUCAGGUAAAGAUUCUCAUUUUUUCGCAAACAAAUGUUUAGUUUCUGCAAACUUUUAUUUAUAAUUAUGUGGGUGGUGAAAAUUAGUAAUCUGAACAGUGCUUACUGAAAGGAGAAUUUGUCCGGCCUCAUUUGGGUCCCUUCUGCAGCUAACGUUUGCAGUUCUACUAAGCAUUUAUAUUUAUACAAAAUAUUAUUCAGUAGAUUGAUAUUCUUUGCUUACUAUUCGAUCUAACUAUCAUAAAAUGGAUUAUCCUUCACAUAUGUUAUUUUACCUUUUGAAUCUUAUAUAAUUUGUUUUUAGUCGAAUUUCAUAUUUUUCUUCGGCAUAUUGCACCCGCCGAGCUUGAAGGGCUACUUCUGUCUCAUCCAGAAAUUAUUUGAACUAUAUGUUUUGUAGUGUGUCCAUGUGACGACAAGUCUUGAACUAGAUUCAUUGUUUUCGCUAGCCUGGCUAACUAACAAGUACAAGUCAGCAAUGCCAUCAAUUGGUUUAAAUAUAUAGCAGUCAUGAAACUCCCAGAGUCUCAAUCUUGUAUGGAGUUUCGAUUAAAGACUUGCAUCAGUUGACUCAUAAUUGGUUGGGUAUAGCUGCUUUAGUUCUACACCCUGUUUGGAAAAUUUUGAUGGCUUUCUUGCCCUCAAUUAAGAAAUUUAGUAGAUUGGGAAAUAUGAUAUUUUCUUUAGCAAUUUGAGAAAAUUCGAUUAGCUUAUUUGGAUUUGUAAAUAUUACCAUUUCCCCUGCAGAUCAGUGUUUUUUGAAACUAGAAUCAGAAUUAUCAAUUUGGGUCAAUGUGAACAGAAUAGUGUGUGUAGUACUAUUUGUCCAUAUCGUCGUCCUCGUCGGCGACACGGGAUGAAGUUCUCACAGAGUGGCUGGAGUCGAGGGUCGAGGAGUGGGAGGGAGGGUACUGGGCCCUAAAGGAGAAGUAUCGAACCGGGCUGAACCCGUAGGAGAAGGUGAAGCCAGAGAAGGAGCCCAUGGGGCAGUUCGUGGAUGACGACAUCAGGGACCUGCCAAGAUCUCCAUGGAGGAGAUCGACGCCGCCAAGCUCACCAAGGACAACGUCGACGUCCGCCUCAAGUGGCUUGGCCUCUUCCACCGCUACAAGCACCAGUGUACACCCACUGAUUCUACACCCCCUGCAAUGGUUGUUGUUGCUGUUGGUAGGAGCGACCCCGCGAGCGUGACACGGACAAAGCAGCCUUCGGUGUCAGUGGACUUGUGCAUCGACAUAAUUUGCAGUCUCCAUAAGGAUGCUAAUGAUAGGUCCUCAACACAAGCCUUAUUGGACCAUCCAUUCUUGAGUGUGUAUGACCUGCAUGCAGGUAGGAUGGGAUCUCCCCUCGCCACCUUCAAGUAAUGACAAUGUACUUGUUCUUUUAAUCUUUUCUUUUUAUAUAUCCAUCAUUGUGCACAUAAGUGAUACAUUUUAUUUUACAGUUUCAGGUAACUCUAAUUUUUGUCCUCCUUAUUAAGCGAAGGGUGUGGUGACACAUUUCCCUUAUUGGGCAAGGGUUGGGUUGUGUAGUUGAAAG